Molecule: messenger RNA, 1628 nt
Organism: Zophobas morio
Lineage: Eukaryota; Metazoa; Arthropoda; Insecta; Coleoptera; Tenebrionidae
Product: ras-related and estrogen-regulated growth inhibitor-like protein
Exons: 5
Coding region: 148-855 (235 amino acids)
Molecular function (GO): GTP binding; GTPase activity
Source: RefSeq, a predicted model, not a curated record
UCAGUAAACGCGUCUCAGAGCGUCAAAAUCACCAGAAAACAGCAAGUGCGAGCGUGAUCAUUUUCUAUAGUGAACGAACUCAAUUUUUGAUUGAUCAUUCUGCUGUGCGCGAUUCCUUGGGGCUACGUCUCCGCUGUAAUUGAGAAGAUGAAAACUGAAGACAAAAAUAGUGUCCCCAAAGUCAGACUGGCGGUGAUCGGGAAGGCGAACGUAGGAAAAUCGGCAUUGACCGUUCGAUAUCUCACAAGGCGGUACAUCGGCGAGUACAGAAGUAAUACAGAUUUGCUUUAUCGGCAAACUUUAACCGUGAAUAACUCGGCGUUGGAGGUCGAGAUCGUCGAUGUUUGCAGUUGCGAUUUGUCUUUAUUCCCUGAAGAGGCUAUUUAUUGGGCGGAUGCGUGCGUUGUGGUUUACGAUAUCACGAACAGGACGUCGAUGACGCACGCCGCUGAGCUUCUUCAGCGAGUCCUUCAACUGAGGAGUCAAAUGCCUAUUGUCCUCCUCGGCAACAAAUCAGAUCUGGAACAUCUUCGACAGGUCGAUGAAGUCGAAGGCCGAACUCUGGCGAUCCAGCACAACUCCCAGUUCCACGAGGUUUCCGUGGCCGAAAACAGCCCGGCGAUCUACUCGGCCAUCGACACAGUCCUGAACGAAUGCCGUUCCGUACAGAACACCCAAAAAACUAGGAAAUUCUCCGUGUCCAAGAUGAUUGGAACCCUGAUCGGCAACACCAACGGGAAAGUAGUGCCAAAUGCAAACCAAGGCGGAACCGUGGUGGUCUGCCACAAGUCAGAUCUCUACAAAUCCAGAGUUUUAAGACGAAGACAGAACUUUACUGCGACUGCAUCCCUUUGACUAUCGGAAAAAGAGGAGCAGGUCGGGACUGCUCGUUGAACUUUAUCGAAUUUUUGUUCCAUAUUUCUCAGUUUUAUGAGAGGAGGACACGUGCUGUGCAGUUGAGAGGAUACGCUGAUAGUCCUUGAACUGAAUAUGAGUAAUAAUCUGGAAAAAGACGAGGUGCCAAGACCAGGCUGCAGCGGAUGUGCGAUUUUGUCGAACGUUUGUUUUAUGUUCGUUUAUUCAUGAAGAAGUGUGCAAUAAUUUAUCUUGGCAGAAGACUUCCGACAGGGUCAAUGCUUGUACAUAUCAGAACGAGGUGCGAAUAAAGUCUUAUUAAGGCGACAUUAACGUCAACAACAUAUGCGCCGCAAGAGUGACAACAUGGUUCUAUUUGUAGACCCCGGUUGGGAGAUGGGCGGUUAAUAAUUUGGUUAUUUUAAUAACUAGUCGUAAUUUUUAUACCCUUUCUUAUAUUCAUGUUGCCAAUGUUAAUGCAAUUGUAUUUAAGAGGCGAAAAAAUAUUCAACUUUCGUGUACUUUUAAGCGUAUUUGUGAUUUUUUUACCUAAUUGUGAGAUUUGUGAGAUUAUAGAGAGUUGACUAUCUGUUCGCUGUUUAUUUAAAAACCCCGAUGUUUAGGUAAUAGAGACCAAAUAUUUCAUAAGAAUGUGUGUGCUAUAACGGCUGUGAUAUUGAAUGUCUUUUUGUAAUUUAUCUAGACAUUAUUAUUAAAAAAUUCAUGUGAACUGCAUAGAUAUAUUUAUGCUAAAUAAAUUUGUACAAACCUGA